AGCUUCAGUUCUUGUUCUACAUUAAGCUCAUCAGAUCCUUUCAAGAUCAUUGCCUACUUUCAUCUCAAAGUAAGACCAUGGGUUUUCGUUUUCCCUCAAUCAUUCAAGCCAAACAGAUUCUCAAGCUGCACUUUCUUCUUUCUAGAGGCCAAUCAUCUAUAUCAGCAACAGCAGCGGAGGUGCCAAAAGGCCACUUUGCAGUUUAUGUUGGAGAAGCUGAAAAAAAGCGAUAUGUGGUCCCAAUAUCUUAUUUGAACAAUCCUUCAUUCCAGAAAUUGUUGAGUCAUGCUGAGGAAGAAUUUGGAUUCAAUCAUCCAAUGGGUGGUGUCACAAUCCCAUGCAAGGAAGAUGCUUUCAUCAAUCUCACUUCUCGAUUCAAUUCAUCAUGAGGUGGAAUAGCAAAGGGUUCUGUCCCUUUCAGCCUAUUAUUCAAAUUUUGACCCAUGUAAAUUUUUUGUUCAUGUACAUAAAUUGGCAGAGUGAUAAAGAGCUUUCCUUCAAUCAAAAGAUCAAUAUACCUUCUCUUCUCC
Molecule: messenger RNA, 530 nt
Organism: Vitis riparia (riverbank grape)
Lineage: Eukaryota; Viridiplantae; Streptophyta; Magnoliopsida; Vitales; Vitaceae
Product: auxin-responsive protein SAUR20-like
Exons: 1
Coding region: 78-389 (103 amino acids)
Biological process (GO): response to auxin
Source: RefSeq, a predicted model, not a curated record